Messenger RNA from Trifolium pratense (red clover), 2346 nucleotides. RefSeq names its product spermidine coumaroyl-CoA acyltransferase-like. Lineage: Eukaryota; Viridiplantae; Streptophyta; Magnoliopsida; Fabales; Fabaceae. The transcript is spliced from 2 exons. The coding region runs from base 42 to 1445 and encodes 467 amino acids. The record is from RefSeq and is a predicted model, not a curated record.
UAUUUACCAAAUCUCACCCCUACAAAAUCUCUCAUCUUUUCAUGGCCUAUUAUCAAAAAGCUACACUAGACCUUAAAAUGAAAGAUGUUGAGCUUGUAAAACCAUCGAAGUCCACUCCUUCUUGUAUUCUUUCUCUUUCUACACUUGACAAUAAAGUUUCCAAUAAUAACAUUUGUCAAUUUGUUCAUGUCUAUCGAUCGUCACCAAUUCAUGAUAAUUCAGAUUCAAGUUUCAAUCCUUGUCAAGAUUUCAAAGAAGCACUCUCAAAGGCUUUAUUUUAUUACUAUCCUCUUGCAGGUAGACUAGGGAGACAUGUUGAUGGAAAACUUAGAGUCGAGAUCAAUGCCAACAAUGCAGAAUUUGGUGUUCCAGUCAUGGAAGCUAUUGCAAAUUGCACCCUUUCUUCUCUUCAUUACUUGGACGAUCAUGACACUGAAAUAGCUAAACACUUGGUUCUUGAUUUUCCUUCUCCUCAAGAUAAAAUCUACCCUUUGGUGUUCAUGGUGACAAAAUUUCUUUGUGGAGGUUUCACAAUUGGAAUGGGAGUGUCGCAUGCACUUUGUGAUGGAUUUGGUGUAUCUCAAUUCUUCAAAGCAAUUGUUGAGCUUGCAAAUGGAAGAAUCGAGCCAUCGGUGAAACCUGUGUGGGAAAGAGAGAGACUAGUUGGUUCAAUAACUAAACAACCAUUUGAAAUAUGCGCCAUGGACAAAGAAUCUGCUGCAUUCACACCUUUCUUGAAUCAUAUCAAUAGCACAGAUAUUAAGCGAUAUUGUUUUAAAGUGGAAGGUGAAAUAAUAACAAGGCUUAAGUUAAGUUUAAUGAAGGAAAGUGAAAAUAUGAAGUUCACAACUUUUGAAUCACUUGCAGGUUAUGUAUGGAGGUCAAGAGCAAGAGCCUUAAAACUUAACAACAAUGGAAAAACAAUGCUAGAUAUUUUAGUUGGUAUUAGGCGACACAUGAAGGGUUAUGAUCCCUUGCCUGAAGGGUAUUAUGGGAAUUCUAUAGUGGAUGGAAAACUUGUGUUAAAAGUUAGUGAGCUCAAUGAAAGGCCACUCUAUGAAAUUGUUAGGUUGAUUAAAGAAACUAUAAAUGUUGCUUCCACCACUGAUUAUGUUACAAAUUCGAUCGAUACUUGGGAGACGAUUAAUCAAGAAGAGGAUAUCAGUACGGAAUUGGAAGCUACUGGUGCAGUAACAGUUCUAACAGAGUGGAAGCAUUUGGGUUUCAUGGAAAAUGUAGAUUUUGGAAAGAAUGAAGUAGUGAAUUUUGUACCAGCACCUUGUAAGAUGCUUGCAACUGUGGAUACCUGCAUUUUCAUGCAUCCUAAUAAAAUUGAUGAUGAUGAUCCAUUAAUGAAAGGAGGUGUUAAGAUUUUCACAUCACUACCAGUUGCUUCCAUGCCCAAAUUUAGGGACGAAAUUGAAGCUUUAAAGGUUCUUUAUUGAAAUUAAACUCAAUCGUGAUAUAUCGCUGCAGUGUAUUUGGAUUGAAUGGAUCAAGUGCAGUUCACAAAUCCUAGCUCAACUGGCAGAAAUGUUAAAAUUGUUAGGUCUGAUCCCUCCAUUUUGUAUGUGUGGAUUUUUAAUAGUUUGUCAUUUCGUCUUUGUAUCAAAAUAUAAAAAUAAAUGGAUCAACAGGAUAUCUUUACUAUUUUCUUUUAUAAAUACUAAUAUAUGUUCAUUUUAAAUAGCAUGUCAUUUAGCGAUCGUCCAUUUAGACAUGUGUCGUGUUUGAGAGUGAUUGUAAAGAUGUCGUGAGCUGUGUCAUCAAUUAUAUAGAAUGCCUUAGAAAUUACAUGGGUAAUCUGAUUUGGGGAAUUAAAUGUAAUGCGGGGAUUUAAAUUAUAUGUGUUAUCAAUUUAAUCAUAUAUCGAACGUGAAAAUUGCUUUUUAAGCCUCUAUAUUGAUUUCAGGCCCCUCAAAUUGAUCAAAUUACCCUUUACGAUAUUUCAAAGCAUAGCUUCCGAAAGCCAAUAGGUUAUUUCGGAACCUAGCUUCCAAACGAAAUUACCCUUUCACAACAACCAACUGGAACAACAAACCAAUUGCUCAGUUUCAAGAAACAGAUAUAUUAUAUAUAUAGACUUUCAGGAACCAAAAUGAAGUUUGUAAUUUCAAGAAGCAAAAUGAAACCAAAGAAGCACCUGAAUUAUGCAAUCUCAACCAAAUCCAAAACUACCGUUCCAAUUCUUAAUAUCCAACUUUAUCAUUCUCUUCCACUCAAUUCAAAGAAGCACCUGAAUUCUAUAAUUCCCCACAAUGCCCCUCCACUUCAAAAUCAAUAACAGUCCAAGUAGCAAUGACACUCAACACAGUUCUGACUGCACUGCAUUCAGGCACAUCGGAG